Molecule: messenger RNA, 3218 nt
Organism: Drosophila willistoni
Lineage: Eukaryota; Metazoa; Arthropoda; Insecta; Diptera; Drosophilidae
Exons: 6
Coding region: 866-2752 (628 amino acids)
Biological process (GO): protein polyubiquitination; immune response; antigen processing and presentation of peptide antigen via MHC class II
Cellular component (GO): late endosome membrane; cytoplasm; early endosome membrane
Molecular function (GO): ubiquitin protein ligase activity; zinc ion binding; MHC protein binding
Source: RefSeq, a predicted model, not a curated record
AAUAUUUUGCGAUAGCAGCUCGUGCUGGUGCGGCAGGAGCGAAAUAAAUUGCUUAAUUAUUUGUGUCAAAAGUGUAUAAAGAUUAAGUCAAUAUCAAAACAUUGGAGGUCUUUGGGGCUGUCAGUUCAUUUUAGAAAACGUUCUCCCGGCUAAUAAUUUUUUUGUUUGUGUUUUGUGAUUGCCUUUGCGUCUAGCAUCAGCGUCGUGACGGAAAGAAAUAAUCAAAAAUUAAUAAAUAUGCAAAUGUGAAAUAAAUGCAAACAAUUAUUAAGUUAUUUUACCGCGGAAAAAUUCAGAAAAUCACACAAAGUUGAAAACCCCCUACAAGCGCAUAUGCAAACAAACAUACACAAUCGCACUUGCACACACAACACGCAAAAACGAAAGCAGCAGCAGCAAUAGAAGUGGCUGGGCAGAGGGCAGAGAUUGCAAAAGAAGUUCGUUGCCUUCUAAAGAACCAACAUCUAAAAGUGCAAUAGAUUUUGCGAAAGAAAAGAAACACAAUAAAGAAAAAAAAAUCGAAGUAAGCCCGGCCAAGAGCAGCAGCACCUAACGGGACCUGCGUUUGCUAUAAAUAAAAACAACAGCGGUGACUGCGGCGGCAGCAGCGACGUCAGCAGCGGCAUCUGUUUAUCAUAUAAAAAUAAACAAAAGAAAGAUAGAAGAAAACGAAAAGAAAUAAGAAACAAAUAGACAAAGGCAAGGACUGAAGAGGCGUCGAGGUGUGUGUGUGUGUGUGUGUAGACCCCGAGGCAAGGUGAAUCCGUUGUGUCUGGGUUGAAAACAAAAAACUUAACAAAUAUGAAAGAAUAAAAACAAAUAAAAUCCAGAUCCAGAUCAGAUCCAAAGUGAACUCAAAACUAAAAUGCCUUGCGAUAAUGCGAAAACUUCAUCCGACAUUGAGCAUGUGGAUUGGAAUAGUUCGGGUCAGCCCUAUGCGAAUGUCAGAUUCGGUUCCGGUUCGAGUCAGGCCUCGCAGAAUAGCGGCGACAUUUGUCGGAUCUGCCAUUGCGAGAGCGAUCCACAGAAUCCGUUGCUAACGCCGUGCUAUUGCUCGGGCAGCCUCAAGUAUGUGCAUCAGGCCUGUCUCCAGCAAUGGCUGACUGCAUCUGAGACGAAUUCAUGUGAGCUCUGCAAAUUUCCAUUCAUCAUGCAUACCAAAAUCAAGCCAUUCAACGAGUGGCGCAGCCUUGACAUCUCCGGAAUUGAACGGCGGCGUCUCUGCUGCUCGGUGCUUUUCCACUUGGCUGCUGCCUUGUGUGUCAUUUGGUCGCUGUGCGUGCUCAUCGAGCGGGCAGCGGAUGAUGUCCAACGUGGUCAGAUAGAUUGGCCCUUCUGGACGAAAUUGGCUGUGGUUACGGUGGGUCUAACCGGCGGCUUUGUCUUUAUGUAUAUCCAAUGUAAAGCCUACUUGCAUCUCUGUCAUCGUUGGAAGGCACGCAACAGAAUUCUACUUAUCCAAAAUGCCCCAGAGAAGAUUCAUCCCUUGGCUCCACCCUCGCCUGUGGCGGGAAGCCAUCAUCAGCAGCAGCAGCACUUUAGUGAGUCGAUGGGUCAGGGGUCAGGAGCCGGUACAGUCGAGAUUAACAAUAUAGGCGGAUCUGCCGGAGAUGGAUCUUCGUGCGCGGCUAAUUUAGAAAAUGGAGCUGCUUCCUCAAUGGCGGGUGGAGGCUUUGGGGGAGGCGGCGGACUGCUGCAACAACGUCUCCCUUUGCCUCCACACAGCAAUGGCAGCAGCUGUGCGGCUGGUACCCAAACCGAGGACUCUAUGAAUGUGCAGCAACAACAGCAUCAUCAACACCCAGAGCAUCAGCUUCACCAGGAGGAUCAGCAGCAUCAACUGGAACUGGAGCAGGGUGAUCAGCAGCAUCACCUCCAUCAUCAUCAUCAUCUGGGCCAAGUGGCCGUCGCUGCCAAUAUCGAGUGCUCUCAAUCUCAACAUAAUUAUGACCGAGAUUGGGCCCUAGACGACGUCGUCUCGCAGAUCUCCUCGUUUCGUCCUUGCCCGCAGGGUUCGGGUAGCAUGACACCGUUCCAUGACUCCAUACACAAUGUCCUCGAGCACUCGGAGAGCUCCAGUCGUGGCUCCAACACAGAUCUGUGUGCCGGCUCAAGGCAAGAUCUGAGCGCCUCGGGUCUAUCCACAGACACGGGUCGGGAAAAUGCCCUUCAAUUGAGCAGUUUCAGUGGCAGCGGAGAGCACAAGGCUCCGUCAAUCAGCAGCGGUGUCUCUCAUGCUGUGGCCAAUGGCUUGGGGGGAUUUGUCUACAAGCCGCAUCAGACGAAACGCUAUUCCAAUUCGUCCAUCUUUCUGGAGAAUCGUGAUAUACUUAAUGACAAUGGACUGGGACAAGCCCAACCCUAUGACUUUUGUACGCCUCCAAAGAUGAUGGACUACAGCCAACAGUUGGGAUGCUGUCUAACCGAUUGCCUGGAUAAGCUGGAUAAGAAGGAUCAUCCAACGGAUGUAGUGCUCGACAUGGAUCUACCCACAUCACCCUUAUCACCGCCAGCGGCUUAUGCCAGUCAUCAUCAUCAGCAGCAGCAGCAACAACAGCAGCAGCAGCAGCAGCAGCAGCUGAUCAGAAAGCAGCAUCGUUCCUUUGAUGCUGGCGUGGAUGAAGUGGUCGACAAUGGGCCCAAUCGGCAGGCAAACCACUCGUCAGCCGAUAUUCAAAUGGAUCGCUCUCGUUUGUUCUUCAAAUCGUUGCCAAAUCUCAGCAGCAGCUGUGAAAGUCUCAUCAAAAAGUGAUCAGCCACCAUGGACAGAAACAGAAACCCCAAUUCCACCCCGCCACAAAUACUUACACAAACUCUCUAUAACAAUAACUUAUACCUAUGUAUCUAUCUAUCGAUCUAUCUUCCUAACUACAGAUUUGUCAAGUUGUCCUUUGUUUUUAUAUAUACUUUGAACUAGCUUAUAUUAUUUUCAUCAUCGAACCAUAAACCAUGAACAAUUUGAGACUGCGAAAGAAAACAUGACAAGAAAAUGAAACAAAACACAAAAUGAUGAUACAAGAUGUAGAACAAAACCUUUAAGACAUUAUUAACAGAUAUCGUUUGAGAAUUGUAAUUAGUUUUAGGCACUGAACAAAAAAUCAAUAUAUGUAUAUAUUAAUGUGAACCCCGAAUGGCAAGGGAUCUUUAAAUGGUUAACUAACUUCAUCUUGCUGGAGUCACAAAUCGCCACGGAUUACAAUUUACCAAUUAUUACACUA